AUGUGGAGCUGUAUCAAUGAUUCUCAAUGGAAGAUCGGGGCUUUUUUGACCAAUUCUUAUGCUAAUCCUAAGAAAUUCCGUUCAAGAAAGAAUCAAAUCAAUUUUGGGUUGAACCAACAACCUGAUUGUGUGGUUAUUCUUCAUCCAGAUAGAAAGUCAUCGGUCAUACUGGAAGCUGAUCGAUCACUAAUACCUAUUGCAUCCUUAGUUGAUUCUACGAUCCCAUGCGAAUACUAUAAAAGAAUCAAUUAUCCCAUCCCUGCGAAUGAUCCUAUACGAGAUCAGCAGUACUACGAGAACUACGUCCGUGCACUUGACAAAGGGGAACAAGCCGACCGAAAUCUAAUCCUAGCCCACACCCUGUCCCAUGCCAAUGUCGCCUUCUGGGCCCAACUUGGGAAGGCCCACCAGACCGCCGGAGUCCUCUUCGAGGUGCUCUGCGCCGUCAACAAGAAUGAGAAGGUUGAAGAAGUCAACCCAGAGAUUAUUCGCUUGCACAAGGAUGUGCAAGAGAAGAAAGACAUCUACGCGCCGUUCAAUACAAUAUCCUCCCUCUCGAUGCCGCGAGUGCAUCCCAGUCCAUCAUGCAGCUGGAGGAGAUCAAAGCAGCAGUCGCAGCCCUGCGGAACACACACACGGGGGCUUGACCAUAAUGAUGUGAUAAGUUUGAUAUAUUAUUAUGAUACUAUGCUUUCAUUGUCGGACUUGUUGUAA
Miscanthus lutarioriparius is the source of this 714-nucleotide messenger RNA. The record is from the annotation of a GenBank genome assembly. Lineage: Eukaryota; Viridiplantae; Streptophyta; Magnoliopsida; Poales; Poaceae.